Messenger RNA from Toxotes jaculatrix (banded archerfish), 3088 nucleotides. RefSeq names its product dynamin-1-like protein. The coding region runs from base 78 to 2195 and encodes 705 amino acids. The record is from RefSeq and is a predicted model, not a curated record. Gene Ontology annotation, cellular component: membrane; cytoplasm; microtubule. Gene Ontology annotation, biological process: mitochondrial fragmentation involved in apoptotic process; mitochondrial fission. The transcript is spliced from 19 exons. Lineage: Eukaryota; Metazoa; Chordata; Actinopteri; Toxotidae. Gene Ontology annotation, molecular function: GTP binding; microtubule binding; GTPase activity.
UGUCGGUGGGACAUUGAAUGACUUUGGCUGCAUCGCGAAAACAGCUAGUUUAUUAAUUUUUUCUACACGACGCGAGCAUGGAGGCUCUUAUCCCCGUUAUAAACAAGCUCCAAGAUGUAUUCAACACAGUGGGGGCCGAUAUUAUCCAGCUGCCACAGAUAGCAGUAGUCGGGACUCAGAGCAGUGGAAAGAGCUCUGUGCUGGAGAGCCUGGUGGGAAGGGACUUGCUGCCCCGUGGGACUGGCAUUGUAACCAGGCGACCUCUUAUUCUCCAGCUGGUACACGUAGAUCCUGGAGACGCCAGGAAAAAUGACGACAGUGGUGAAGAGUGGGGCAAGUUUCUGCACACAAAAAAUAAGAUCUACACCGAUUUCGAUGAAAUCAGACAAGAAAUUGAAAAUGAAACUGAACGAGUAUCAGGGAAUAAUAAGGGGAUCAGCGACGAACCCAUUCAUCUGAAGAUAUUUUCUCCUCACGUUGUCAACCUCACACUGGUGGACCUGCCAGGAAUCACUAAGGUUCCUGUAGGUGAUCAGCCCAAGGACAUUGAGAUUCAGAUAAGAGAUCUAAUCCUGAAGCACAUCUCCAACCCCAACUGCAUCAUCCUGGCUGUCACGGCUGCUAACACAGACAUGGCCACCUCUGAGGCCCUCAAGGUGGCUCGGGAGGUUGACCCUGACGGCCGGAGGACACUGGCUGUGGUGACCAAGCUGGACCUGAUGGAUGCUGGUACUGACGCUAUGGAUGUACUAAUGGGCAGAGUCAUACCUGUCAAACUGGGCCUCAUUGGAGUAGUCAACAGGAGCCAGUUGGACAUAAACAAUAAAAAGUCUGUGGCUGAUGCGAUUCGGGACGAAUAUGCUUUCCUGCAGAAGAAAUAUCCAUCUCUCGCCAACAGAAACGGAACCAAAUACCUGGCCAGGACCCUUAACAGGUUACUGAUGCAUCACAUCCGAGACUGUCUCCCUGAGCUGAAGACACGGAUCAACGUCCUGGCAGCUCAGUACCAGUCCCUGCUCAGCAGCUACGGAGAACCCGUCGAAGACCAAAGUGCCACCUUGCUCCAGCUCAUCACCAAGUUCGCCACAGAAUACUGCAACACCAUCGAGGGCACGGCCAAAUACAUCGAGACGGCAGAACUGUGCGGCGGAGCCAGAAUUUGUUACAUAUUCCACGAGACUUUUGGCAGAACAUUGGAGUCUGUGGAUCCUCUGGGAGGACUGAGCACCAUAGACAUCCUAACAGCCAUAAGGAACGCAACAGGCCCGCGUCCUUCCCUGUUUGUGCCUGAGGUUUCCUUCGAGCUGUUGGUGAAGAAGCAGGUGAAACGCCUGGAGGAGCCCAGUUUGCGCUGCGUGGAGCUGGUCCACGAGGAGAUGCAGAGGAUCAUCCAGCACUGCAGCAACUACAGCACACAGGAGCUGCAGAGGUUCCCUAAGCUUCAUGAGGCCAUUGUGGAAGUGGUCACCUCCCUCCUGAGGAAGAGACUGCCUAUCACCAAUGAGAUGGUCCACAACUUGGUUGCAAUUGAGCUGGCCUACAUCAACACCAAACACCCAGACUUUGCAGAUGCCUGCGGGGUCAUGAAUAACAAUAUAGAGGAGCAAAGGAGAAACAGGAUGAGAGAACUGCCCACUGCAGUGCCCAGGGAUAAGUCUGUUGGCAAAGGCCCGGCUGGCCCAACUGUGGUUUCUGGCGAGCCCCCUGCGUCUGGAGCAGACAUGGACGGUGCCAAGGUGGCGGCAGCAGGACCCCAGGGCGAACAGGACGGCACAGGGAACUGGAGGGGGAUGCUGAAGAAGGGAGAGGAAGCCCCAGGUUCUGGACCCGGAAGCCCCCUUAAAGGAGCAGUCAACCUACUCGAUGUGCCGGUUCCAGUUGCCAGGAAGCUGUCGUCACGUGAGCAGCGGGACUGUGAGGUCAUCGAACGCCUCAUCAAGUCGUACUUCCUCAUUGUCCGAAAGAAUAUCCAGGACAGUGUGCCGAAGGCAGUGAUGCACUUCCUGGUCAACCAUGUGAAGGACAGCCUCCAGAGCGAGCUUGUUGGCCAGCUGUAUAAAUCUGGCCUCCUCAACGAUCUGCUGACUGAGUCGGAGGAUAUGGCCCAGCGGCGCAAGGAGGCCGCGGACAUGCUACAGGCGUUGCAGAAAGCCAGCCAGGUGAUUGCUGAGAUCCGGGAAACACAUCUGUGGUGAAAAAUCAACGAAGGCAGCUGAACCUGAUCUGGUAUCUUCUCGUCAUGCCCGUCAUGCCCAAGGACCGACUCUCCAUGCACUCAUCGUGUCUGAACUUGAAGUUUCGGAUUUGCAACCAUGAUCCCUGCUCAGGCGUACAGUGGGUAUCAUUUUCGCAAGAUACCUGAAAGAAAUGUAAGUCAGUUUAAGUUAUUUAAAACACUUGGUGUUGUCUUGGGUAUAUGAAAAUAUGCUGCACUCUUAGCUAAGGUUUAAGGUAAAGUUCUAGAAACUGUAGUUGCCACCCACUCCUCCUGGAGGAAUCGAGAGUGCAGCCAAAGGCAAAGUACUUUUCAUUUCUGACACACUGUGGUUAACCAGUAUGGAAAUGGACUUUUGUGUGAAGUGGUAAUGAAAGUUUUGAUGCCGUUUUGGCAGCUCCACAAAGCAUUCUGAAAAAUGUUUUGGAUCUAGGAUUAUAAAAAAAAUAUCUAAAAUAUUAUUCUGCCCCUCAUCUGCAACCUUUUCAUGUAAGAUUAACUGUCAUGUGUCAGAAACCUUGGAACCUCAUUAGUCGUAGUCUAACAAUACAGCAGGGAUUGGUUCACUGAUUUAGUAUAAAUGCAUACUUGCAGCAAACGUUAGUCAUCUAGCCUGUGUACAUAAUCCAUCACUUUAUUUUUUGCACUCUUGUCACCACACUGUACUGUAUAGAGAGGCUAUCAUCUUGACACUGUAUUGCCAAACUCUUUAUUUAUUAAUGUAUUAUUUAAGUGUGUGGAUAAUGUUAUGUGCACUAUUGCAGCGUGCUGCGGUAGGUCAUUUAAUUACGUUUACAUAUCGCUGCCUACGUGUGAAAUUUAUAGUGCACUGUGGUUCUAUGUAUGGUUCCCCCGAGAAUAAACUGAAGUAUU